AUGAAAAAUCCUGCAGAAUUUGUAUUACAAGCUGGUUAUGGACCAGAUGCUGAUAAACAGGCAUUCAUUCAGUCAAUCAAACAGUUGGGUUAUUCAGAUACACCAGAUUAUGCCUAUUUACGUAAACUUUUGCACAGUGCUAAGUCAUCGAUUGGCAAACAAACUGUUUCAUCUAGUCAUAAUUUAACUGUGGAAUCUAAUGAAACGGGGGUUAUUUCUCCACCAACACUCCACAGUUUACCAACUAAAAAGCCCAGAGGUCGUCCACCUGGUAGUAGUCCUUCAAAACAAUUGGAGAAUAUAUCACCUGGUUCAACAGUAAACAGUACUAACCACGCUUCUAAACGUAAUGCUGUAAAGAGUCUACAUGCAUCUUCGCCAAAUAAAAAAUCCACACCAGUUGAAUCGACGUCACUUAUACCGAAAUCCGGUUUACCGAAUUCCGGCAGUGGAGAUACAAGUCCACCAAGUCAACAGCGUAUUAGAACUCGACUUAUCGAUUUGUUCUCAGACAGUGAUGAUGAUAAUGAUAGUGAUGACUUUUUCGCUAGUCUAAAGAAAAACUCAAGCAGAUCUCGUAAAGAUGUACUCGAGUCCACUCCUAAACUUGAAUCGCCAAAAGCAUCACCAUCCACACGGAAAAACCAUCAACAUUUAACAGACAAUGCAAGCAAACAAUCUCCAUUUAAGUCACCACAGUAUACCUCGCUAGUUGCUAAUCGUAGACGAUCUGGUUGGUGCCAAACAUCUCCGGAGUUGUUAGAUGUUGCCAAGGCAGAGGCAUUAGGUCGUAGUGCUGUGAAAUU
Trichobilharzia regenti is the source of this 806-nucleotide messenger RNA. NCBI's taxonomy places the organism in Eukaryota, Metazoa, Platyhelminthes, Trematoda, Strigeidida, Schistosomatidae. The record is from the annotation of a GenBank genome assembly.